AGGUUUAGCUGGCCUUGAUGAGAUGGCGUCUUUGGCGCUGUGCUUGGCAAGGAAGGACCCAAGAACACGGCGCAUUCUAGCAUAUCUACCACCCAAUCGCCCAACGGACAGCUGAAGAGUCGGCAAGACCGCCUUUCGUCACGACGACAUCCCCCUUGACUUUGCUGCGACACGACGCGCCCAGCUUGCACCCUGGGAACCGAACAUCCUGCCGACCCCGAGGCUGUCUCCAACUGCGCUGCGCUGGACAUGGUCGCAAGUUGAAAGAAAGCCGUCGAAGCCCGCCCUCCACCCGGCCGCUGCCCCUGGAUCAGCAGAUCCCGACGGCCUCCCCCUGCCGUCCCGUCAUGCCCUGACCUCCGUCGCCUUUCGCGCGGAGGCUGUCAAACAUGCACGAGAACGAGAGCGGGCGGAAGUCAAUGGACAGCUUGUCGCCAACGUCCCCACACGGCUCGCGCCAUGACUUCCCCUUCCACUCCAGGCAGAGCUCAACGAGCAAUUCUCUCCAGGUCCGAAGGAGGGGUUCGACGGCAAGCUCCAUCCACUCCAUCGGCGGAGCGCUGGACUCGUCGUUUGGGAGCUGGGGAAACGCGGUCGUGGAGUCUGGGCAAAACGCAAUAUCGACACUGCUCCAGCCCCCUAUAGUCAGGACGGGCCUCCUGCCACACACGUCAGCGCCGUCCUCGUCCUCACAUAGGCCGCCGACAACAAGAGAUAUCCCACCCGUGACCCUAACAAACAUCCAACGCAUCGACGCCUCCGAAUUCCGACCUUACCUAACGCAGGUUGGUGCUCUGUACGAGCAACUACGGCGCGCCAAGGAGAGCGAGGAGGAGGGCGCCGAUGCUUCGCGCCGCCUGGGCAGCAAGGAUGAUCAUCCGCAGGGCCAUGACGAUGGGAAACACCUCCGCCCGGGGAAGCGACCCGCAGUCGCACCGAAACGGAAGAGCUCGGUGUCAUCAGUCAUCUCUGUGUCUUCCAUAGCCUCGUCGCUCGAGCCACCAACGACCCCAGGCCGCCGCGCAAGCUCCAGCUUCGCCAAGAGGGCAGCCCAGGGCCCGCCGCCGCUGUCGACCAUUCCGAACGUCUACUUCGAUGACGAGUUCCACCUCGAGAAUCCCCGCACUUUCGACAUCGUUAGCGAGCGCUCCGAGGUCAUCAGGCAAACCUCGGCGGGCGGCGGCGACGACAAGCCUGCUGCCGCUACCAACGGAAACACGCCAGCGCCAAGGAAGGCUCUGGCGACAAAUGCGAUCCUACAGGAGAAGCUGUCGUGGUACAUGGAUACUGUCGAGAUGCACCUCAUUUCGUCCAUCUCGGCUGCUUCAACGACCUUCUUCAUGGCCCUGGGCUCUCUCAAAGGCCUGCACACCGAGGCGGCAGAGUCGGUAGAGCGGAUAAAGUCUCUGCGGAGCGAGCUGGAGGCCCUGGACAACGAGGUCGUCACGCGGGGCCUCGGCAUUAUGCAGCAGCGGCGUAGACGCGAGAACCUGCAGCAGCUGCACGACGCAACCCUACAGCUGCGCGACAUUGUGGAGGGGGUCGGCAGGUGUGAGGCCCUCGUGGACGAAGGGCAAAUAGAUCAGGCACUCGAUAGCAUCGAUGCGCUUGAAGAUCUCAUAGACGGCCGUGUGGAGCCCUUCAACGGCUUCAACCGGCCCGUCGUCCCCCGCUACCAAUUACGCGACCUGAGGGGUGCCUCGGCCCUGCAGGGCGUCCACGACGAUAUGAACGUCCUCCGUUACCGAAUAGGCAGGGCGUACGAGGCCAAGCUCGUAGAGCUGCUGUUGGGCGACCUGCGCAGGCACCUGGAGGAGGUUUCCCACCAGGAGGUGCUCAUGCGCUGGAGUGCCGCCUCGAACCGCACCAGGGGGGCGCUCGCCAGAGAGCCUUCGGUAUUUCCCUCGUAUAUGGCGAAUCAGGAGAGCUUGCGGAUGGCCCUGCCAGCCAUCCUCGGGGGUCUACAGCGAUCCAAGCACUUGGCGGUCGCUACGGCGGCCUUCCGCGACGUGGCGCUGAGGGAGAUCAAGAAUCUCAUAAGGAAACCCCUGCCUAGCUCCAACGACGACGAUGCCGAGUCGAUGAUGUCGUCUUCGACGAUGGGUGGCGCGGGCAGGCAAAGGAACGCGCAGCAAAAGUCCUCAGCCCUUGCUCGCAACCUACGAUCGCUCGAAAGGGAAGACGCGGAGGAGCUGCUGAUCAGGAUAUACAUCAGCGUCACCGAGACUCUCAGGAGAUUAACUACACAGGGGAAGCUUCUGUUAGACGUCGCCAGCUCCAUCGGCAUCGAAUCGGCAGGCCUAGACGGGCUCAAGUCACCACCUCUUCGAUCGCCGCCGUUCAGCCCGAUGAACCGCAGGACCUCUAUCGCGGGGCUUGAGGCGCAGGAAGAGAUACACAAGGCGCUCGAGCUGUCGAACCUGCUCGGGCAAGCGGUCGACAUCUCGCAGGACAAGAUAGUGAAGCUCCUACGGGUGCGGACGGAGCAGAGCACACGGCUGCCGCUAGUGUGGUUCUUGCGCUAUUUCACCCUCAACCUCCACUUUGCCAACGAGUGCGAGUCCAUCUCGGGCCGUAGCGGCACGACGCUCAAGACGGUUGUGAACGGGCAAAUCCGCGAUUUCGUGCAGGUGCACGGCGACGCCGAGAAGCAGAAGCUAGCACAGGGCAUGGAGCAGGACCAAUGGGGCGUCCACGACUUCACCGACGCCGACACGGGCCUACUCCACCGACUCCUGGCCUGCAGCACUAGGGAUGCGGAGGCGUGGUCCGAGGGGGGCAAGAUCUGGAUUCCCGUCGAGGGGCCAGACAAGAGCGAGGCAGAUCAGGACGGCGAGGAAGACCUCGAGCAGGCUCAGGCAAAUGGUGCCGCCGCCAAGCCCAAGACGCGAGGUGCUGUCAUGGAUGACGAGACGUAUCUCCUCCCGCACUCGGCGGUGCUCUGCCUCGAAGGCAUAACGCAGUUCCUGCACCUAGCGGUGGGGAUCCCGUCCAUAACGGCCGACGUGUCGGCGUCGCUGGUGUCGUACUUGCAGCUAUUCAACUCGCGGUGCACGCAGCUCAUCCUGGGAGCGGGCGCAACGCGGUCGGCAGGCCUCAAAAAUAUCACGACCAAGCACCUCGCCAUCGCGUCGCAGGCGCUCGGCUUCGUGGCCGCGCUGGUACCGCACGUUCGCGAAUUUGUGCGCCGGCACGUCCCGGCCGGGCAACAGCAGCCCGGCGGAGGCGGUUCGGGGCCCAACAGCAACGAGGCGGCAGCGCCCAACUCGGCGGCAGGUCUCAUGGGCGAGUUCGACAAAGUACGGCGCCUGUACCAGGAACACCAAAACAACAUUUACGACAAGCUGGUCGAAAUCAUGAGCCAGCGCGCGGCGACGCACGCCAAGACGAUGCGAGCCCUGGACUGGGACGCGCCGGGGGCCGAGGAAGACGAUGCGGUGGUGCACCCUUACAUGGAGACGCUGACCAAGGAGACGUUGACACUCUACAAGAACCUGAUCAAGCUGCUACCCGAGGGCACGGUGCACUUCAUCAUGCAGCCCGUCUUUGGGAGCUACAAGGAGCAGCUCGGGAAGGUGAUCAUUGCGGUCGAGGUCAGGACCGAGGCUGGCCGGGAUAGGAUCCUUCAUGACCUCGGACACUUCAAGACCAGACUCAGCAAGAUUGAGGGCAACGGAGACGCAGCCGACUACCUCAUCAGCCUCGCCACCAAGAAGAGCGUUACCAGGGGCGGCGGCGGGACGUCGGAGGGCGUGUCGGGCCCCGCGGUGGCCAACGGGGUGCAGUCCAACGGGAAAGACGACGGGUGAUGGAUGACGACUAUGGAUGAUAAUGUCGCAUUGUGCCGGUGAAGUAGGAUGAUUAAUCGAGCGAGCACUCUCUGCGGUGCAGUGAUGAAUCCCUGUCUCCGA
Messenger RNA from Gaeumannomyces tritici R3-111a-1, 3911 nucleotides. RefSeq lists its product as hypothetical. The transcript has 4 exons. Gene Ontology annotation, biological process: retrograde transport, endosome to Golgi; Golgi to vacuole transport. Gene Ontology annotation, molecular function: syntaxin binding. The record is from RefSeq and is a predicted model, not a curated record. Lineage: Eukaryota; Fungi; Ascomycota; Sordariomycetes; Magnaporthales; Magnaporthaceae. Gene Ontology annotation, cellular component: GARP complex. The coding region runs from base 390 to 3809 and encodes 1139 amino acids.